This is a messenger RNA of Physcomitrium patens, 750 nucleotides long. NCBI's taxonomy places the organism in Eukaryota, Viridiplantae, Streptophyta, Bryopsida, Funariales, Funariaceae. The record is from the annotation of a RefSeq genome assembly.
AUGCAUACUGCAGCACAAUUUUCCAUUAGUACACUUAAUAAUUUAUAUGAAAUAUCUAGUGUAGAAGUAGGUCAACACUUCUAUUGGCAAAUAGGCAGUUUUGAAGUUCACGCACAAGUACUUAUAACUUCCUGGAUUGUUAUUGCUAUUUUAUUAAGUUUAGCUGUUUUAGCAACACGUGAUUUACAAACUAUUCCAACAAGUGGUCAAAAUUUUGUUGAAUAUGUUUUAGAAUUUAUUCGAGAUUUAACUAGAACUCAAAUUGGAGAAGAGGAAUAUAGACCUUGGGUUCCAUUUAUAGGAACUAUGUUUUUAUUUAUUUUUGUUUCAAAUUGGUCUGGUGCUCUUCUUCCUUGGAGAGUUCUUGAAUUGCCUCAUGGAGAAUUAGCUGCGCCUACAAAUGAUAUUAAUACAACAGUUGCAUUGGCACUGUUAACAUCAGUAGCUUAUUUUUAUGCAGGUCUUCAUAAAAGAGGCUUAAAUUAUUUUGGUAAAUAUAUUCAACCAACUCCGGUACUUUUACCAAUUAAUAUUUUAGAAGAUUUUACAAAACCUUUAUCACUUAGUUUUCGACUUUUUGGAAAUAUACUAGCUGAUGAAUUAGUAGUAGCUGUUCUUAUUUCAUUAGUACCUUUAGUUGUUCCUAUUCCUAUGAUGUUUUUAGGCUUAUUUACAAGUGCUAUUCAAGCUUUAAUCUUUGCAACUCUAGCUGCAGCUUAUAUUGGAGAAUCCAUGGAAGGUCAUCAUUAA